This is a messenger RNA of Centrocercus urophasianus (Greater sage-grouse), 3901 nucleotides long. Its product is annotated as T-box-containing protein TBX6L-like. Gene Ontology annotation, biological process: regulation of transcription by RNA polymerase II; positive regulation of DNA-templated transcription; cell fate specification. The record is from RefSeq and is a predicted model, not a curated record. Bases 61 to 1254 code for a protein of 397 amino acids. The transcript has 7 exons. Gene Ontology annotation, cellular component: nucleus. Gene Ontology annotation, molecular function: RNA polymerase II cis-regulatory region sequence-specific DNA binding; DNA-binding transcription factor activity, RNA polymerase II-specific. Lineage: Eukaryota; Metazoa; Chordata; Aves; Galliformes; Phasianidae.
GGUCGUUAAACAGCAUUUGCUAAGUACAGAAAUUCUUACAUUCAUUUCUCCUUCAGACGAAUGUUUCCACAAUGCAAAAUCAAAGUCUCUGGCUUAAUCCCAUAUGCCAAGUACCUCAUGCUGGUGGAUUUUGUGCCUGUGGACAACUUCAGGUACAAGUGGAAUAAAGAUCAGUGGGAAGUUGCUGGAAAAGCAGAGCCCCAGCUCCCUUGUCGCACCUAUGUCCACCCGGAUUCCCCAGCUCCUGGCAGCCACUGGAUGAAGGAACCUGUCUCUUUCCAGAAACUGAAGCUCACCAACAACACUCUGGAUCAACAUGGGCAUAUCAUCCUCCACUCCAUGCACCGUUACAAGCCUCGCUUCCACAUCGUGCAGGCAGACGACCUCUUCAGUGUUCGCUGGAGCAUCUUUCAAGUCUUCAGCUUCCCUGAGACUGUCUUCACUUCUGUUACAGCCUACCAGAAUGAGCAGAUCACAAAGCUGAAGAUUGACAACAAUCCAUUUGCUAAAGGUUUCCGGGAGCAUGGGAAGAAUACUCGAAGGGAAGGACGAGCCAAAUCCCAGAAGCCAAGUCCAGCCAAGGGCCAGAAGAGAAAACUCCCAGAGGAAAAGGAGUCUGGUGCUGAGGAACGUGAUUUUGAGAAAGAUGAGAAUGUGGAUGUGAAGGAAGAGAGUAACCCCAUCGUGGUCAGCAGUGGAUAUCCCUUCUGGAUCUCAGAGCAGAACAGCAGCCAUGCCUUUCCUGCAGCAUCACCAGUGCCAGCUGAACAGAGGGAGGGUCCAGCCAGGGAGCAGCAAGUGCCCACACCAUCCUACCAGACAUACCGGUUCCACGAAGCUGGGGACAGCCAGCAGCUCCCCAGCCGCGACGUCGCCGCCUUGAACGACUUCCGAGCGAGGUGCCACCCCUUGGAUCUCGCCUCAGUGCCUGAGCACGAUUCCAAACAGCUCCCAGAGGGCUUCACCAACCUGCCUCCACUGCCCCCACCUCUGCCCCCUCCCCAGGACUACACCGGAGUGGUGAACAUGGCUCUGGACUCAGUGGGGAAACCUGGAGCUCGAGCGCCCGUGUACAGUCCUUAUGGCACUGAGCAAGGCCUUGGGCAGUGGAUGGUGCCACCCCACAGCCAGUACAGGGCGAUGAGCUACUCAGCCUUCUCCACAGAUUACAACACACAAGGGGCUUCGGGACAUGCCCACGGGACCAUGGCAGAGUGGAGCCAGUACCCACUGUUCCCCUAUGCCUGCUGGUGAGCAGGGAGGAUCCUUCCCAAUGAAAAGACUGAAAGAAAAUUGUAAAUGAGAACAAAUUUGUUCUGGGGUGUUAACCUUGAAGCCUUGUUUAUAGAAGGCAAAGAGGCAUUGCUGCAGAUGGUGGCACGGGAUGCCUUCACUUCCUUGUCUCCUUGCACAACAACCCUCAUGGUACUUCACAAGCAGCAGCUACACUGCUAGCAGUCCCAGCUGUGUCAGGGCACGUCUGGCUCAAUCUGUGUGUGUUCUGCAGAGCUUUUUCUCCAGCAGGAAUAGGAAACCUCAGGAACUGUGAGAGCGGCAGUUAAAGAGCUGUCGACCUCUGUCCCAGGUGCUUGCGUUUGGCAGUUUCCAAAAUCCCUUCUUCCCAGGACAUGUGUGCAAGGAGAUAGGGGCUGAGGAGUUUCAGUAAGCCAGGCCAAGAAGCUGUAGGGGAUUUUUGCAAGAAUGAGCCAAAAAAGCAAUUCCAGUGACCCCUUGAGCGGGUUCAUCACUUAGUAUAGUCAAACUAAAGUCUUGCCUUCUCUUCCAGGAGCGUAUGACAGCAAAACAUGCAGUGGUACAUGUGGCUGUGGAUCAUGCAGGCAGGGAAGAGCUUGUCUUCUGCACGAGAACCAGCAGCAAGGCUCUGUGUUGUGUCUGUGUCCCUCAUGCCCACCCCUAUCCCAUCUUCCCUAGAUUCGAGGUUAGUGAAACACUUUUCUUUCUACUGGUGGUGGAGGGACAUUGUUCACAGAAUUCAGGGCUGCUCCAGGGCUCUCCAAAGGCCUGUGCUUGCCAGGAAUAGCAGUGCUGGCUUUGACACUCCAGCCUCCGUAUUUUGAAGGGAAAGAAGUCUUUCACUGUGAACUUCUUCUUCCACCCCCAGCCACCAGUGAGGAAUAUAAUUUAUAGCUGUUGUUGCUGUGCUACAAAAGCUUUGCCUAUAGAUGCUUCUGACCAGUCUUGUGUCAUUCAUCAGCCACAUACUUCAAAAUAAUGAACACCACAGGCACUGAACCACAUGCUGCACUGCUCCCUGAUGCAGUGCUGGGUGCCUCCUGGCUUCUCAGUGCCAUCUUCUUACAGGCUCAAGGAUCUGCUUCAGAGUCACUUCCACUGUCAGAACAGUUUGACCUUUGUUACUGCUGUGGUCCCCUCUCCUGGAGGAGCUGUGCUGUCAGUGAGCAGCCCAUGGCCCUGUGUGGCAGAGAGGGUUAGAAAGAGACAGUGUCCCUGCCUGCCAAGUCGCCCUGGCUGUGUGCUCCUUUUUGAGAUAGGCCUUUUGCUUCUGAGGGAGGACAGAAGUGUUCCGCACUGCUAUGCAGAGAACGUUGUCUUGUAACACUUCAAAUAAACUGCUCUGUAGUCCACAGCCAUCGGCGGGCAGUGAGGUGUGUGUGCCAGAUGGCGUUCUCUGCAUGCACUGUGCAGCAGUGUGUGUGAGCAGAGCAGGGCAGCUUUGUGACUGCUGGUGCAUCAAGAGUGGUGUGCAGGUGCAUGCUGCUCUGCCUGGGUGCCAGCCCUGCACAGCAUACGGUGUGGAACUGUGUUUAUUACUGUUAAAAUGACUUUGAAAACUAGCCCUGCACGUUUGUGAAACUCAGCUACAGUGACUGCUUCCUUAUUUAAGUAGAGUAUUGCUAAUUGGUCUGUACUGCAGUGAUGAUGCGUGCAGAGCAGCUGAGUGAGCAGAGGUGGUUGGUGAGGUUCCCCACAAUGAUCACUGCCAAGAAAACCUGAACUAACACCCCCUGGCUGGUUGGUUAGCUCUGCUUCUUUGUCUUUGGAGAGCUAGAUUGUAUUUCCCUCUGUCAUAGGCUGAUAGUGAGCAUGGCCAACUGAAGAGAACAGGCAGCACAGGGAAACCCAGGUGCCAGCAGGAUAGUGAGGUGCUGUAUCAGACAUCAACCUGGAUUUGGGAGAGCUGCAGUUGGUGGGGCUGGUUUGGCUGUGCAGGGUGAGCCUCAGCCUUGUGCAUAGGAUUGCUGUUAAUUACUGCCUGCUGUUGCAGCAGGACUCCUCGCCCUGCUUCCGUGAAUCACCCACCUUAUUAGCCGAGUACCUUUGCUUCCACUCUUCUGUCUCUGGUUAGAGGCUGCAGCUCUGCUGUUUGCUGAAGGCCUGACACACGUUGCCUGUAGCUGUGUGCUCUCUGUUGCCGCCGCCUCCCUUUGCAGCUUCCCCUGUCUUGUUUUCUUCAGCUGUGGCAUUUAAAAUCUGUAUGAGCUCGACUGAAAUACUGUUUUUGCACGCAUGUGAGAUAAUGUAAUGCGUCUCUGACAGCUUCAAUAAAAGGAAAUGAGACAUGCGGAAGGCAGGCCAUUAAGAGCAAUAAAAUAAACUCGAAAGUGUGGUUUUUUGUGCAUCUCUUUCAAGCACACUACUGGCUCCACUUCAAUCCUGUUACCUGGGGCCAGUUCCUACAUGACACAUGCUGUUGAUCUCAGUGUUCUUUGUUCUCUCAGUGUAUUCAGAGAGCCCCAGGUUGCCUGCUUGCAUUGCUAUAUAUGACUCAGUCUCUUGUACUAAUUCUUUGCUGCAAAUACUUUAUUUUCUAUACAUUUUUACUCCUCUUCUGCAGAGGAGUUACAUAAGGAUGAGAACAAAUGGACUCUAAAUGGGAUCUAGGUAAAUUUCCUAUGGGAAAUAAAGAUCCUGAUUUACA